AUGACUAAGGGUUUAGUUAGAAUACGUUUAGCUAGAAUUGGUCGGAAACAUGCCCCACUGUACAACAUUGUCGUCACAACCGCCAAACGUACUAACUAUAAAAAGCCAAUAGAAGUGAUAGGUGAAUACCUUCCUAAACCAGUUACGUCGAAGUUAGAAGCUCCCCAAAGUAAAGUAUAUCUGGAAAAGCAAGUUCAGUUAGAUAUGAACAGGGCUAAAUAUUGGAUUUCUGUGGGUGCCCAGGCUACCGAACCUGUUGUAAGGAUCUUCAAAAAAUGUGGUAUUUUAGAUAGUAACUGGGGAGUACAAAGAUCACUCAAGGGCAAGGUUAUUGAGCCAAGAGUGGAAACAUUUGAAUGA
Eremothecium sinecaudum is the source of this 360-nucleotide messenger RNA. RefSeq names its product mitochondrial 37S ribosomal protein bS16m (gene MRPS16). Gene Ontology annotation, biological process: mitochondrial translation. Lineage: Eukaryota; Fungi; Ascomycota; Saccharomycetes; Saccharomycetales; Saccharomycetaceae. The transcript has a single exon. Gene Ontology annotation, molecular function: structural constituent of ribosome. Gene Ontology annotation, cellular component: ribosome; mitochondrial small ribosomal subunit. The record is from RefSeq and is a predicted model, not a curated record. Bases 1 to 360 code for a protein of 119 amino acids.